Engraulis encrasicolus (European anchovy) is the source of this 3792-nucleotide messenger RNA. Its product is annotated as adenylate cyclase type 8-like. Bases 1 to 3792 code for a protein of 1263 amino acids. The transcript is spliced from 27 exons. Gene Ontology annotation, cellular component: plasma membrane. The record is from RefSeq and is a predicted model, not a curated record. Gene Ontology annotation, biological process: adenylate cyclase-activating G protein-coupled receptor signaling pathway; intracellular signal transduction; cAMP biosynthetic process. Lineage: Eukaryota; Metazoa; Chordata; Actinopteri; Clupeiformes; Engraulidae. Gene Ontology annotation, molecular function: adenylate cyclase activity.
AUGACCAGCUCACUCUAUGUCUCCCGUGCUCUCCUCCAGCAGUCAGGGUUCGUGGAGAGUGGUGUGACGAAGGCCCAAACCGAUCCAAAAGUUGUUGAAGAAAUGGCACUGGAAGGCGUAGUAACACAUUCGGAGUACUUCGACCUCAACGCAUUCGGCCCCUCCCCCGAGCGUAUACCGGUCACCAUGGUGACCUUCCAGGAUGAGGGCGGACAGUUGGGCGUGGCCAUGGACAGGUCGUUGGGUGGGUCCAUGAGUAGCGUGGCAACAGUGAUGGCCCCGUUGUCUCCAGGGUUACGGCGUAAGAAACUGCUGUGGCAGAGUGCGGUCAAAAACAUCAUAAGCCAGCAACACCUCAGUGAACAGGUUGGUGUGGAGCCUGCGCGCCGCAUGUAUGUUACUGAUGAGUUUAUCGAUGAGAUCAACCAGCAGAUCCGUGCCAAGGCGUCACGUGGGGCAACCAAACGCCGCUCCUCCUCUGCCGCACGUGUCCAGCCUGGUCACCCUGGCAACAACAUGCGCCACUAUUCCACUGGUCACCAUGGCUGCGAUGCAGACUUCUUCCUGAGAUGGGGGCACGCCCGGCGGGGGUUGUACCUCCCCACACUACUCCACACCUUCCGAUCGCGACCCCUCGAGAAACUUUACCAGCAACACUCUGCACACCAGCGUCGUUCCUCGCUCCUGAUUGCCUGCCUGAUAGAUGCUGCCGCCAAAGUACCGCUGCUGCUGCUCUACCGUCUCCUGAUACCAGGGGGCAGGGACGAUGUCGAGGUGUUGCGUACAGGAUUCACAGCUGCCUUCAUGGUGCUAGCGGCGACGCUAGUUAUGUUAAUGCUAAUCUGCAAGGAGGCAGACACGCCAAGAUGGCUACACUAUGCAGGGCUGGUUACCUGGCUAUCACAGACCGCACAGGUGCUUGGCGGACUGACGUUGGGUAUGGAAGGCGACUCCUCCUGGUACGUGAUGUUCAGCCUGUUCUGCACCUACACCAUGUUGCCCCUUCCCCUCAUCUGGGCCAUCACCGCGGGAAGCAUCACCUCAACGCUACACCUCAUGGUGGUCAUGCUCGGACACAUCACGGAGCCACACAUCUUCACUACGCUCCUAGCUAAGGCUCUGCUGUACGUCAGUAUGAAUACGGCUGGUCUCUUCAUCCACUACCUGACGGACCGCGCUCAGAGACAAGCGUUCCUCGAGACACGACGCUGCAUAGAGGGGCGCAUGAAACUAGAACAAGAAAACCAGAGACAGGAGCGCCUGGUGUUGUCUAUCCUGCCUCGCUUUGUUGCCUUGGAGAUGAUGGCUGACAUGACAGCUAUGGAUGACGAGCUGACGCCACAGGAGUUCCACAAGAUAUACAUCCACAAAUACACCAACGUCAGUAUCUUGUUUGCAGACAUUAAAGGCUUUACCCAGCUGUCCAUGAACAUGUCGGCACAGGAGUUGGUGCGGACGCUGAAUGAACUCUUUGGACGCUUCGACAGACUAGCAGAGGAGCACCACUGUAUGCGUAUUAAGAUCCUGGGUGAUUGUUACUACUGCGUCUCGGGCGUUCCAGAACCCCAACGUGCACAUGCUCGCUGUUGCGUAGAGAUGGGCCUGGCUAUGAUCAACACGAUACGCUCCGUCCGGGAGACAGUGAAGCGUGAUAUGGACAUGCGUAUCGGCGUCCACUCUGGAUCGGUCCUCUGUGGCGUUCUGGGCCUGCAGAAGUGGCAGUUUGACGUGUGGAGUUGGGACGUUGGCAUCGCCAACAUGCUGGAAGCCGGCGGCAUACCCGGGCGUAUCCACAUCUCACGGGCGACGCUGGACUGCCUGGAGGGUUCCUAUGAGACGGAGGAGGGGCGUGGCCACGAGCGUAACGAGUUCCUGAAGAAGCAUCAGAUCGACACUUACCUCAUCUGCCCCAAGAGGCAGCCAGAAAACAAGGCUCUCCCCAAGCCACCCUCGACCUGCUGCAUCACCAAGGACUUUGGAACCGACUUUGGGAGCAUCAUUGACGUCAACAAUAUCUUAGCGUCGUUCACCAACGGCUCUAUGGCGCACAUGCCCAGUGCGCAGCACACUGCAUCGCGGGAGAUUAACAAGCGCAUUGAGCACGCCAUUGAGGUCCGCAGCUCGGAACUGAUGAAACAGAAGCACAUCACACCCCUUACUAUGGUGUUCAAGGACACACACCUGGAGGAUAUGUUCUCCUUGAUGCGAGAUGAGAUGUUCAAUACCUACAUGCUGUGCUCCUUCAUCAUGCUCCUGCUCCUUAUGGCUGUGCAGGCUCUCAUCCCCGCCCCCAGGUUGGUGCCUACGGUGGUGCAGUUUGGAGCGUUCCUGCUGCUGCACGUGCUGCUGCUGCUGGUGACUCUGGCUGAGGAGAUGAAGAGAUGCCCUCCCCAGAUACAGCAGCUGUGCACCGUGGUGCUGGAGAGCACACGGCUACGCAACACCUUCACCCUGGCAGCCAUCGCUCUCAACGCAUGCAUGGUCACCACAGACAUGGUGUGGUGUCACUUCCGGGGAGUGCCGUUUGCCAAUAGGAGCAGCGAACAGCAGUCACCUGACCUGCCACCCACUCAGAGCUACCCCAGCCUCUGCACACACCCAGAGUUCUUCGUCCUGAGUGGGGUGGUUUCCAUGGUUACCUGUGCGGUGUUCCUGCGUCUGAGUUCUCUUCUGAAACUGCUGGUGUUGCUGCUACUGCUGCUCGUACACUCCAUAUUCAUAGACAUGGCCUACAACACACUCACCGACCAACCCAGGGCCCACUACCUGAGGAGGAAGGGAGUGUCGAUCCUGCUGCUGGCCAUGUUUGUGGUGGCGGUCUUCUACAAUGGUAGACAGUGGGAGGCGACGGCACGUCUGGACUUCCUUUGGCGUCUGCAGGCUCAGCAGGAAGUCGAAGACAUGAGGGAGCUGCGGGAACACAACGAGAGCCUACUGUACAACAUUCUGCCUACACACGUAGCACGCCACUUCCUAGAACGCAGCAAGAACAACGAGGAGCUGUACUCCCAGUCGUACGAUGAAGUUGGGGUGAUGUUUGCGUCGAUGGCUGGUUUUGACGAUUACUACGAGCAGCGGGAGGCGAGGCAGGAGGGAGUGGAGUGUCUACGACUCCUCAACGAAAUCAUCGCAGGAUUCGACGAGCUGCUGGAGGAGUCCUACUUUCUGGAUAUUGAGAAGAUCAAGACCAUCGGCAGCUGCUACAUGGCGGCUUCUGGCCUGUCCCCCGACACCACGUGUUCGGGGGAGUGGCAUCACCUAGGUGAGCUGGUCCUGUUCGCUUUGGCCAUGCAGGAGACACUGAAGGACCUAAACAGAAGAUCACACAACAACUUCCAGCUACGUAUAGGUAUAGCGCAUGGUCCAGUGGUUGCGGGUGUGAUUGGUGCUAGUAAGCCUCAGUACGAUAUCUGGGGCCUUACUGUCAAUCUGGCUAGCCGCAUGGAGAGCAGUGGAGUUAGUGGACGCAUCCAGGUUCCCGAGACAACGCGUGCCAUCCUUGCCAACUGGGGAUUCUCUCUGGAGCUGCGAGGGGAGAUCUACAUCAAGGGGGUGAGUGAGCAUCGAGGCCGAGUACGGACAUACUUCAUCAGCACGGGUCGGCAGCGGAGAGGAGGUGGUCGCGGUGGAGGAGGAGGUGGUAGAGGAGGAGGAGGUGGAGGAGGGAAGGAGAUGCAGGGCCAGAAAAGUGGACGGACUACGCUAGCGGAGCUGGUCUUUGGAAUGGUCCAGAACAUCCAGAAGGAGAAGCUGAGAGCAGUCAACGGAGGGUUCAACUUGGCGCAGUGCUAA